Messenger RNA from Myotis davidii, 1181 nucleotides. RefSeq names its product kallikrein-5. Gene Ontology annotation, biological process: proteolysis; extracellular matrix disassembly; amelogenesis. The coding region runs from base 61 to 942 and encodes 293 amino acids. The record is from RefSeq and is a predicted model, not a curated record. The transcript is spliced from 5 exons. Gene Ontology annotation, molecular function: serine-type endopeptidase activity. NCBI's taxonomy places the organism in Eukaryota, Metazoa, Chordata, Mammalia, Chiroptera, Vespertilionidae.
AGGGGGUUCCCAGCAUCACUUGGCCUCCCGCUCUCUGUCCCCCUGCCGGGUGCAGGGACCAUGGCUGGGAGAGGACCGCCCUGGACGUGGAUGGUCGGUGCCCUGCUCACAGCUCUCCUUCUGCGGGUGACAGAACCUGUUCUUGCAAAUGCUGGUGCCGCCUGCAACAAAGCCCCUGCCGCCGGGGCCUCUGGGGGCGCCCGGGACCUCGGAACCGGGACCAGACAGGGCACCCGGGAGAACGACAGCAGCAGCCGCAUCAUCAACGGGACAGACUGCCCGGAGCACACCCAGCCCUGGCAGGCGGCGCUGCUGCUGAAACCCAACCAGCUCUACUGCGGGGCGGUGCUGGUGGACCGGCAGUGGCUGCUCACGGCCGCCCACUGUCGGAAGAAAAUUUUCAAAAUCCGUCUCGGCCACCGCUUCCUGUCGCCCAUGUAUGAACACGGGCAGCAGCUGCUCCGAGGGGUCAAAUCCAUCCCCCACCCUGGCUUCUCCCACCCUGGCCACACCAACGACCUGAUGCUCAUCAAACUGAACCGAAAAGUCAUGGAGACGCAGAACAUCAAGCCCAUCAACAUCUCCUCCCACUGUCCAGCCGUCGGCACCAGCUGCUUGGUGUCUGGCUGGGGGACAACCAGCAGCCCCCAGGUGAACUUCCCCAAGGUCCUCCAGUGCCUGAACAUCACCGUGCUGAACCACGAACGGUGCCAGCAGGCCUACCCGCACCAGAUAGACAACACCAUGUUCUGCGCCGGCGACGAGGCGGGCAGAGACUCCUGCCAGGGUGAUUCCGGGGGCCCCGUGGUCUGCAACGGCACCCUACAGGGCCUGGUGUCCUGGGGGGACGUCCCCUGUGCUCAACCCGACAAGCCCGGGGUCUACACCAACCUCUGCAUGUUCACCAAGUGGAUCCGGGACACCAUACGGGCCAACUCAUGAGUCAUCCCAGGCCCCGGCGUGCAGGAGACCCCCACACCCUGCACGUCCUCACCGGUGCAGGGACCUGACACUCCUUCCAGACACCCCCCCCUACAGCUUCCCGAGGAUGCUGAGCAUGUAACGUCCAGCCCCCCGAGUUACCAGGGCCUCCCUCCCCUGACAGUGGACCGGUCCUAUCUCUGCAGUUGGCUCCCGGGGGCGUGUCCUCCAAAGGCCAGAAAUAAAGCGCCCAAGGAGAA